CCAGCUUUUAACAACCACUUUUAACUUUUAACAACAAUCAAAUCAGACAACAUGGGCAACGUCCAGCCCACCAUAGUCCCCUUUGAGGAUUUUGAUGUCACGGCUGAUAUAAAAGCCUUAAGACAAGCAUGUAAAGGUUUGGGCACAGAUGAAGAGGUUAUUAUCCAGAUCCUGGCCAACCGCUCUGCAGCUCAGCGUGUGGAAAUCAAACAGGCCUACUUUGAAAAAUAUGACGACGAGCUGGAGGAGGUUCUAAAGAAGGAACUCACAGGUAGCUUUGAAAAUGCCAUAGUGGCCAUGUUGGACGAGCCCCGCGUUUUCUUUGCCAAGGAGCUCAGGAAGGCCAUGAAAGGGGCGGGGACUGAUGAGGCUGUUUUGGUGGAGAUCCUGUGCACUGCUACAAAUGAGGAUAUCCUGAGCUACAAGGAAGCUUAUGCCCAGGUAAAUGAGCGAGACUUGGAGGCGGAUAUAGAGGACGAUACCAGUGGAGAUGUUAGGAACCUGCUUAUUUCACUGCUACAGGCGAGCAGAGAAGAAGGCUACGACGUAGACGAGGGAUUGGCCGAACAAGAUGCCAUUUCUUUGUUUGAGGCAGGUGAGGGCAGGUUUGGCACAGACGAGUCAACCUUCACCUACAUCCUGACACACAGGAACUACCUGCAGCUUCAGGCCACCUUUAAGGCCUACGAGUCUCUUUCAGGAACAGAUAUUUUGGACACCAUCGACUCGGAGGCUACAGGGACCCUCAAAGACUGCUACAUCACUAUUGUAAGGUGUGCUAAGAACCCGCAGCUCUAUUUUGCCCGCCGCCUGAAUGCUGCAAUGAAGGGCCUUGGCACUGAUGAAGACACACUCAUCCGCAUCAUUGUAGGCCGCUCUGAGGUCGACUUGGAGACAGUGAAGGAUAUGUACCUCGAGAAAUACGACAUCACCCUAAAAGAUGCCCUUGACUCGGAGUGUGGAGGAGACUUUAAGCGUCUUCUCUUGGAGAUCUUGCACUAAAUCACAGUCAAUUUGUCACCUGUCUUGUUCUACCAUGAAAUAACAAAAUCUACUCUAUCUACUCUACUGUUUUUAACACUUUACAAGUACUUCUUGUUACUCUGGUCUUUCUCCACGUUUUAGAAAUUUCACUUUACAGCACGGACCAAAAUCAACUCAAUAUAAUCCAGUUUAGUGUUCCACAUUACGUAAUUUUUACAGAUUUUGUUAACACUUUUAAAACUUUUUACAAUACCAUCUCAGUAUAAUAAAGCGCACUGUUAGUUACCAACAUGGAUGUAUUUUGGAACUAUAGAAGGACCAUAUUCACUUAUCAAAAAGUUAUCUGCCAAGUUACAGUACUCUAAUGCUUUUCUUUUUUAAGCUGCAAUCAUUAUGUGUUUUCUAUUACACAACAAGCAUGUGUCUCUCAUCUAUCAGUCACAUCACUAUUUAUUUUAACGAUGAACUUCAGAAGAUUAUAGCAAAUAAGGUUAGGUUCUGCUGCAACACAUAAGUGCCCCAAUAUCAUGCUCAAACCAUUAAAUUUAAAGAUGUUUGUUUAAUUGUUGGAACUUAUAAUAAACUAAACUUUACCUCAAAUACUCAGCUGUUUAUGCAAUUUGCUACAGGCUGGUUCUAGACUGAAUAAUUAACAAGAAAUUGAAGUGCUUUGAGUCGUUUCUUUGAGAGCUCACAUGUUGCCUUGUUACUAGAUUUACACACUGUUUUUGUUUUGCUUUUUGGUGCCUUGAGUAUUUACAUUCACUGCACAGAAAAUAAC
This is a messenger RNA of Cyprinodon tularosa, 1765 nucleotides long. It is a transcript of the gene anxa13l, whose product is annotated as annexin A13, like. The record is from RefSeq and is a predicted model, not a curated record. Lineage: Eukaryota; Metazoa; Chordata; Actinopteri; Cyprinodontiformes; Cyprinodontidae. Gene Ontology annotation, cellular component: cytoplasm. Gene Ontology annotation, molecular function: calcium-dependent phospholipid binding; calcium ion binding. The coding region runs from base 52 to 1002 and encodes 316 amino acids. The transcript has 11 exons.